AUGGAGAACGUGGAUUUGAUGGGAUUCCUCGUCAUUACUUUAAACUGCAAUGUGACCAUCGUGGGCAAGAUCUGGCUCAUCUUCACCGUCCUGCUGAGGACGCUGGUGGUCGUCUUGGCAGGGUACCCCAUCUACCAGGACGAGCAGGAACGGUUCGUUUGCAAUACUCUGCAGCCAGGAUGCACUAACGUUUGCUAUGACAUCUUCUCGCCUGUGUCACACCUGCGCUUCUGGCUGAUCCAGAGCGUGUCUGUUCUCCUCCCUUAUGCCGUUUUCAGCGUCUAUGUCCUCCACAGAGCAGCCCAGCUCGCCCUCCUUGAAGCCUGCGGCUCACACCCAGGCGCCAGAGGCCACCACCCCUCGGAAGGGUCCAGUGGGCCCCGCAGCGCGGGACGCACCCUGAGCGUGCCGGACUUCUCCUUGGCCUACAUCGUGCACCUCUUCCUUCGGUCGCUGAUGGAGGCAGGGUUCGGGGCCCUGCAUUACCUCCUGUUCGGCUUCUCGGUCCCCAAGAGAUUCUCUUGCACGCGCUCCCCUUGCUCCAGCGUGGUGGACUGCUACGUGUCGCGGCCCACAGAGAAGUUCAUCAUGAUGCUUUUCAUCGGGGCAGCGAGCGCGCUGUCCUUCCUCCUGGGCGCGGCCGACCUGAUCGCCAGCGUGCGGAGAAGGACGCGCAGGCGGCCAGGCCCCGCGCAGGGGGCGCCGAGCAGCUCCAUCCCGAGCGAGCACGCCACCCGGAUGUCUCUUCCCGGCCACGCCGAGGGACCCGGGACCUCUCAGAGCCUGGGGACAAGGCCGGGCCAGAGGGCCGAGGACGGCGGGUGGGAGGGGGUCAGGGUGGCCACUGUCCCUGGUGAGUGGAGUGGAGGACAGGGGACCAACAGCCCCAGUGGUAAGUCCGGUGUGUCAGGGCAGGUGGAGUUUCCAGAUGAAGAGGAGAGUGAGGUGAUGUCCUCAGCCAGUGACAAGUUGGCCAUGGGACCCCGGGGCGGGGUCCAUAAGCAGUCAGGAGAGCAGCUCUCAGCCUUUCCGGGCCACCUGGCUGGACACUACUCAUCCAGUCAGCUGCAGUCCCCUGGCCGGCUGGCCAUCUCGGGCAGCGCCCCCCACCUGAGAACCAAGAAGUCAGAGUGGGUGUGA
Messenger RNA from Castor canadensis (American beaver), 1140 nucleotides. Lineage: Eukaryota; Metazoa; Chordata; Mammalia; Rodentia; Castoridae. The record is from RefSeq and is a predicted model, not a curated record.